Molecule: messenger RNA, 4010 nt
Organism: Chara braunii
Lineage: Eukaryota; Viridiplantae; Streptophyta; Charophyceae; Charales; Characeae
Source: the annotation of a GenBank genome assembly
UGGGAGAGAAGAGAGUAGUGGGAGAAGAGGGAGGGAGAGGGAGAGGGAGAGGGGGGAGAAGGGAGCUCGGAUAUCGUGACCCGAUAUCAUCCGACGAUCUGGUGAUCUUGUUAACGAUGGUGGAGGUGCUGAGCUGGACAGGAGGGAUGAUGGCUCCCCGUUGUAUCAUCACUUGGGCGAUGGUUACGGUUGCUCUGAUUGCUUCGUCCGUGGGUUGCGUCGGUUGUGCAGGCAUCCGCUGCAACGUCGACGGCUUGAAACCGCGCAGUACUUUAUUUGAUAGGAAUUGCAAACCAAUCAUGGGUAAACUUGGCCGAUGGAAAGGAACGAGAGCAACAGGGAGUGGUGUAAUGGCAGCAAGCGCAGUGGAACCUCCUCCCCUCCCCCACCGCACUGAAGGCAGCACAAUGACAGAAUCCAAGAUGGAAAUUCUGAAAGCGAUGGGCGAACAAAUCGAGGGGAGGAAUUUAAACAGAAACAAUGGGACAUCAGAAGGAACCAAUGGGGGAAAAGACGGAACCACUGGGACAGAGAAAGAAAGCGAAAGCAAAGAAGUAACCGCAGCAGGAGAAGGAACAGUUGAGAUUGUCCCCGCCUCGCUUCUUUCCACUGCUUUGAUAUCCAAUACGUCUCUGACGACGGCCGAAUCAAAGCCAGAACAGGUGAAUUUUGAUCAGGAAAAUGAAAAUGAAAGUCAAAUAAUUGGGAACACCGAGCAUGCACGAAGCGCGACGCGUGUACCGACCACUCACGCUGCCGCCAGCGCACAAAUGGGAUUGACCCUCGACCUCGAUCGAGGCAAUUUUGCCCAUCAGCAGGAUGAUGAUGAUGAUAAUGAUGAUGGUCAUGGCGAGUCCAAUUACCAUGAGAUUGGACGGGAAAAUGAGAGAGAGACACGUGUCCUGAAGAAAUCAAGCGGGCAAAACAGCAGGGUACAGACACGUGUACAGGGACAAUCAAUCGGGCGAGAAAAUGAGAGACAGACACAUGUCCAGAUUGAAUCAAGCGGGCACAACAGCGUGGUACAAACACGUGUACAAGGACAAUCAAGCCGGCGACCACGGACGCAGCAGCGGUCCGUGCAAGUUGUUGUAGAGGAUCUAUCCUCCUCUGGUCCUGCUUCCACAGCUGCUAUCGAUACGGCCGCCUGCCAGCUGGCUGUUCGCUACCGCAGCAUUGGUUAUGAUUCUUCGAGAUUCAAUCUCGCCCGUCCAAUCCAGCUGGCAGUCUUCUGGAACCGUACAGAUCACCCUGGCGUAGAUCUUAACGCUCAGAUGCAAUGGAGUCUACCUUCCGAGUGCGUGGUAUGGGCAGAGCCCCCUCGGUUCCAGAAAGAGGCAGAGGUCGUGCAGUUGCAGAACCAACCUCUGCUUGCCCUCAGCGAUGUCACGGCUAUGGCGGCCACCACCACUUCUCCUGCACCAUCCAAUCUGAUGGAUGGAUGGACAGAUCAGACCGGGGAAAUUAUCGGUAGUGGGGCGGAGGCUCUCGGAUCAACGGCGGCGACGACCACAAUCCAAAUGAAGAGGGUAGCGAUUGCGUGCAAUUUGCCAGGAACGUACAAAGUUCAACUCACUCUCACAGACGAGAGGUAUCCCGAAUACCCCGGUCGGAGCAGGCUGAACAUUCAGCCAGGCACUUCGCCCUCGGGCAAUCUCCGCCCUAGAUUCCACCGUAUUAAAAUUGGGAACGAGACACAAGCUCUCGGAUAUGACGGACAGCGCUCACCUCGUUACCUCAAUCUCCAUCGUCGUCGUCGUCCCCGUCGUCGUCGUCAGGGAAAUGAUAUGCAAGCUCUCGGCGGGAAUUUCACGGCCAAUGCCAAUGGUGGUGGGAGAACAGGAAUUGGGCCGAGGGCAUUUCGUUCCCUUUUCGCCCUUGAGGGUUUGGAAAAUGGCAGAGUGAAUUUGGCGGGAAACAGAUGGCAACAGUUUGGCACGAACUCGAUGGGAGAGGAUUGGGAGAAAAAGGGGGGCUGGAACGUGGAGGGAGACUCGGAAAAUAGCGGGAGCUUCGCCGGAAACGACUCGAAAAAUGGCGGGAAGUUAUCGGGAAACCAUUCCCGCCGAAGUAGCGAGGACCUGGGACGGCCAAGCCAUCGUCAUCAUUCCCACCGAAGCAGCGACAACCUGCCCCGAAAUCAUGCUGCUACUAGCGGGAAUCUCCCGGCGGACAACUUGAAAAAUAGCGGGCAACUGCCCGCGGGAAACGACGACACUCCAAAGCCGCCAGAGCGCUCUUUUACCCCAAAUCAUUCCGACAGAAGUCGACCGUUCCACGUGUCAACGCCAGACGUUGCCAUCAAGACGCUGGAGAAGGAGACGAGGGAGGAGGAGGAGGAUGGGGAGGAGGAUAGAAGAUACGUCAACCCGCCGCCCAUCCACGACCGCCAAAGGAUGACAUCAUCAAGAUCAAGCGCCGCGCCGGGGAUGAGGAUGGGCGAAGGAAGACAUAGAAAUCAACAGCUGAAACUCGAGUAUGAUUACUUGGAUGGGUUUAAUGAUUACAACGACGGAAUUGCUGCAGGGGUGGACGACCUCCCAGCUUCAACCUCUCAAGCUAGGACAUGGCAAACAUUGACAGAAAUAGAAAUCACUCUGAGAGCUGACAUGGGUUGCUAUGACUGGUAUCUUGUAGCACUACCCAUCUCUCAAGAGGGAACGGGAGACGGGGAGGUGGCGGUAAACGAGACCGAAGGAGCUGGAACCGCGCGCUGGCCCUACAACAUCACCGCAUCGAAUCAAAAUGCUCCAGCAUAUUCAAACCGCUUGACGGUUAAGAACAGCUACCCCAUGCCUCGUUCCGAUGAGUUGUUCGACCGCCUAGCAGGCAACCGCUUCUUUAUGAAGCUUGACCUUCGUAGCGGUUACCAUCCGAUCCGCGUUGCUGCAGCGGACCAGCUGAAGACAACGUUUCGAUCGCGCUUCGACCACUAUGAGUUUACAGUUCCGGAUAGACAUUUGAAGAUGACAACAAUCAGCAUCCGGGAAGGUAGGGGACCAGAAUUAGAGGCUCCGGUGCACCGAGCGGUUGUUGAGGCUAGUGGUAGUGAAAAGGGGAAGAGACCCAUAUCGGUCCGGGAGAACCUAGGAGGGGAAGGGUAUGACGAAGAGGGGGGUAACGAUGAGGAUACCCAGAUCGUGUCGGCAGGGGAGAAACGAGUUGGGCAAGGGUCUGCCGAGGGGGGGAAGCAAAAGAAGAGAAAAGAGGAGAUGCCACAAGUUGAAGACGACGACGAGGACGAUGUUGUUGGACACACUCGAGAAGAAGCUCUGGACGUCGAGGAGCAGGCAGAAAUUGACCGUCGGCUAGCCUUAGAGAAGGAGGAGGAAAAGAAAAGGAAGAAGGAGGAGGAAGUAAAGAGAAAGCUGCAGGCAGAGAAGCAGCAUAUGGAGAAGGAGAUGAAAGAGAAAGAAAGGAAGUUGAUGGAGGAAUUGAAAGAAGAAGAAGAAGAAGAAGAAGAAGAAGAAGAAGAAGAAGAAGAAGAAGAUGUGGGAGAAAAGAUGGAAAGAAGAAGGACGCAGCCGCAGAAGGAAAAACCUGAGAGCAGCCAAGCAGGGGCUAUUUGUAUGCAACAAUUGGAGGCGAUGGAUUGGAUGGGUCAAUUUGGUUACCAGAUGGAGUUCCCAAAAGAAACGGAGGAAGAGAAAAUUGCGUUUGUCAUAAAGAUGGCCUCAGUAGCAGAUGAGGCAGAAAUAAAUUUAUUGUUGGUUGAGAAGAAAGCAAAAUUUAAUAAUAAGAUGGUGUCGACAAAAAGGCAGGAAUAUAAUAAAAAGAAGAGGAAGAAGGAGGAGGGGAAGAGGUUCCAAGCAGUGUUGAAGGAGCAAAAGAGUAAGCAAGCUGCCACAGACGAAUGAUUAGCCCUCCUAACUGACACUUUCCUCCAUACUAACGAGGAACUCGUGGCCCUCCAUCGAUCCAUCAGCAAACUAGAAUUCCAUCACAGAGAGUUCGAGGGAACCUGGAAUAACUUCCUGCGUAGUGCCUCGGAACAAAUUGAUCACCGCAUA